ACCGGGAUUAUUACUCCUCCAUGCAAAAAUUUAGGAAAAACUAAUAAUGACAUUGGAUUCGAUAUUUCCAUUUUCCACUGUAAUAAUAAUAAUUUAUAAACUCAGAUCUCUGUUUGUACUUUGUAUCAAGAUUUUGACUUGUGAGUCUCCUAGAUGAAAAAAGCUUAUCUUACACUUACUACUCUUAAGUGUCACUACCUCCAAGAUUCUAAAACCGUAACCCACAAAUCUCACCUUUAAGACACCAUUAAAGCUCAAGAAUCUCUGUGUGAGAAACUUCAAGAUUUCUAGAACUUGGAUCCGAGAAAAAAUGGCGGGAUUCACCAUGAGCUUGAACUUGCUUCUACUAGUAGCAAUGGUAGCUACAAACAUCCUCUCACUCUACCAUCUCUCCUCCACCACAAAUUUCUUCCAAUCCACCGUCAAAUCCACACAAUCCUCUGUUCCCACAGUUCCCGAUCACCUCCUCCGUCAGCUCCACACAAUCCGCGCCGCCAUUAACCACCUCACAACUCACCAACCAGACAAAUCAACUUCAAUCUUAACCUCACGCGCCGCCGUAUCCUCCUCCUCGUCCUCCACCCCACCGAAAGAGCUUCUCAUCUACUCGAAGCUCUCACCUAUAGCUUCAGCUUGUCAUAACUACCCUGACCUUCUUCAUGAGUAUAUGAACUACACUCCUUUCUCUCUUUGUCCUUCCGAUACCGAUCUCGUCGAGAAACUUAUCCUCCGUGGCUGCCACCCACUUCCUCGCCGUCGUUGCUUCUCACGAACGCCGCGAAAUCCUUCAGAUUGGAAACCUGAAUCUAAUGUUAUCUGGUCUUACUACUCUUGCAAAAGCUUUGAUUGUUUGAUUACUAAAUUCCCCGAUCUAGGGUUUGAUCUCUCCUUAGAGAAAUCUAAAUCUCAGUUCUCUGCUUACAAAUCCGAGCUUGAUUUACCGAUCUCGCAGCUUCUCCAGAUCGCUAAAUCAGCUAAUUCUGUUCUCCGUCUUGGGAUCGAUGUCGGUGGCGGAACUGGAUCUUUCGCUGCUGCGAUGAAGGCUCGUAAUAUUACGGUUUUGACCACGACGAUGAAUUUCAAUGCGCCGUAUAGUGAAGCGGUGGCGAUGAGAGGGCUUGUGCCGCUUCAUGUGCCGCUUCAGCAGAGGCUUCCGGUGUUUGAUGGUGUGGUGGAUUUGGUUCGGUGUGGAAGAGCGGUGAAUCGGUGGAUUCCGGUGACAGUUAUGGAGUUUUUCUUCUUUGAUUUGGAUCGGAUUCUUCGUGGCGGUGGUUAUCUUUGGUUGGAUCGGUUCUUUAGUAAAAAAGUUGAUCUUGAAAAUGUUUAUGCGCCGAUGAUCGGGAAAUUGGGUUAUAAGAAGGUGAAAUGGGCGGUGGCUAACAAAGUGGAUUCGAAACAUGGUGAAGUUUUCUUGACUGCUCUGCUUCAAAAACCUGUUGCAAGAUGAUGAAUCUUUUUUGAGGGCUAUUUCCAGGGGUUUGUAGCAAACAGCUUACUGUUGUUGAAGAUUUGGAAGACAAGAUUCUUCGACGAUUUCAGACAUAGCUUUUUCCAGCUGUAAGCACACAAGCAAUGAUGUCAUUUAUGCGAAAGAAGAUUUAGGGGAAUUGUAAGCCAAGAUUUGAUCUAUUGUUGUUAGAGAGAGUCUGAUUAAAAUGGUGGUACACAUAAAUUAUAGACUCUUCGACUUGUUUCUGUCAUAGCUAAUAUGCAUUUAUAUUAUUCAUAAGAUGGUAUUUUUUGUGGAAGGCAGAUUGUAGAAUGGUUAAGAAGUUUCAGAAUUUAAGUUGAAGCUUCUGAAA
Molecule: messenger RNA, 1802 nt
Organism: Arabidopsis lyrata subsp. lyrata
Lineage: Eukaryota; Viridiplantae; Streptophyta; Magnoliopsida; Brassicales; Brassicaceae
Exons: 2
Coding region: 311-1447 (378 amino acids)
Molecular function (GO): methyltransferase activity
Source: RefSeq, a predicted model, not a curated record